AUAAGACCAAACCUGUGGUAAGUGAGCAUUAGCAACAAGAAAGCAAGGAAGUUUAACCCUAGUGAUCUAAAUGUCACUUCUGUUUGUUUCUGCCAGUGCAAUGGAAACAUCUGAUCAGGUUGCUUACAGCUGGAUGACAUGUCAGAGGGCAGCAGUCACCCGCUUGCAUGCCUCUCAAAUCGCCAGCAGUUUAGCUGUGCAGAACAGCCACUGCUUUCAUUCUGCUGGUUUGGUUUGUGCCCGUGAUCUCCGAGUAGCUGCCCAGAACUGGACAAGGGCAGCACAGGGGCAGAUUGCUGUUGAGCUUGUGUUUGCUGUAGGUGAACAGGACGGAGGUGCUUUUGACCCCUGGUGCUUGGAGGGACAUGGAUGGUUCGUGUCUCCUGCCUCACCCUCUCCUCAAGGAAUAGGUUCACCUAGUGUCUACCAUGCUGUUAUAGUGAUCUUCUUGGAGUUUUUUGCUUGGGGACUCUUGACAGCGCCCACUCUGGUGGUUUUGCAUGAAACCUUCCCAAAACAUACAUUUCUAAUGAAUGGUCUGAUUCAAGGCGUAAAGGGCUUAUUGUCGUUCCUCAGUGCCCCGCUCAUAGGUGCCCUCUCUGAUGUGUGGGGACGAAAGUCCUUCUUGCUGCUAACAGUAUUUUUCACCUGUGCACCAAUACCACUAAUGAAGAUCAGCCCAUGGUGGUACUUCGCUGUUAUCUCAGUCUCUGGAGUUUUUGCGGUGACAUUUUCUGUGGUUUUUGCAUAUGUAGCAGACAUAACCCAAGAACAUGAAAGAAGCAUGGCCUAUGGUUUGGUUUCAGCAACUUUCGCGGCAAGUUUAGUUACCAGCCCUGCUAUUGGUGCCUACCUCGGUCGAGUCUACGGAGACAGCUUGGUUGUGGUCCUGGCUACAGCAAUAGCCUUGUUGGACAUCUGUUUUAUUCUUGUUGCUGUACCGGAAUCGCUGCCAGAGAAGAUGAGGCCGGCAUCCUGGGGAGCACCCAUUUCGUGGGAACAGGCUGACCCUUUUGCAUCGCUGAAGAAAGUCGGCCAGGACUCAAUUGUGCUGCUCAUCUGCAUCACAGUCUUUCUUUCCUACCUCCCAGAGGCAGGUCAAUAUUCCAGCUUCUUCCUAUACCUCAGACAGAUAAUGGGAUUUUCAUCUGAAAGUGUUGCAGCAUUUAUAGCAGUCCUUGGGAUCCUCUCCAUUAUUGCACAGACAAUAGUUUUGAGUUUACUUAUGCGGUCCAUUGGAAAUAAAAAUACCAUCCUACUGGGCCUAGGAUUUCAGAUACUACAACUUGCGUGGUACGGCUUUGGAUCAGAACCAUGGAUGAUGUGGGCAGCCGGAGCUGUUGCGGCCAUGUCCAGUAUUACUUUCCCAGCUGUAAGCGCACUGGUCUCCCGAACUGCUGAUGCCGACCAGCAGGGUGUUGUUCAAGGGAUGAUAACAGGAAUUCGAGGACUGUGUAAUGGUUUGGGACCAGCACUUUAUGGUUUUAUAUUCUAUAUAUUUCACGUUGAACUGAAUGAACUCCCCAUGCCCGAAUCGCCCUCAGGAGGUAGUGUGGUCACACAGUACCAUUUACAACAGAAUUCUAUAAUCCCUGGACCCCCGUUCUUAUUUGGAGCCUGCUCUGUGCUGUUGGCACUACUCGUUGCCUUGUUUAUUCCUGAACACACGAACCUAAAUGUACGCUCCAGCAACUGGAAGAAACACUGUGGCAGCCAUGGCCAUCCCCACAGUCCACAAGCUCCUGGGGAAGCUAAAGAACCAUUAUUGCAAGAUACAAAUGUAUGACAACAAUCCAGGAAGAUCUUUGAGACUUUUUUUUUCAUCAGCAGUUUGGGAUACACAUUCCAAUUCCAUCAGAAAAAACGUAACCUCUUAAGGUAAUCUUAAGAAGUAUCUUUCUGCAUGAAAUUUGUAGGAAUUAAAAAACAAAAAGGAAGUUUCUCCAAAGAUGUUGCCAUUGAAUUAAUCAUUUGCUUUUAAAAACAAACUGUUACAUACUUGUCUCUUGCCAUGAAAUACUGUUACUACUAAACUUUACCUUCUAGUUCAGAGACAAAGAAGAGUUGAGGCAUGAUGAGCAUGUGUCCUUCUGUUUCCUCAAGGUGGUGAGCUUUAAUUCUAGUCAUGCUAAGUCUCAAUGAGACAUACUAGCGUCCACGUGGACCCAUUCAUUUUAACGUUGUAAAAUCUUGGGUCAGACGAUUCGAAGCCUUAAUGUAAAUGUACUCAAGUAGGGAGAAGGUGAACUGGUAUCCUUUACUUCAAAAGUCAUAUGGCAGGUUUUUUUUUUUUAAGUUGUUUGUAUUACUAUAAAAAUCACUUGAGCACGCUUGCUGAACAGUAAAAGUUAUUUUUAUGUAAGUGCAUUUACUCUUUCUAUUUUUGAAUAAACGGUAGCAUCAAACACUUGUUUAAAUAUUAAGUGGGUGGUUUGAGCCUCCAAAUUUUAAUAUUGGCUCUAAAACUCUGCUUUCCUAAGUACCGUUUAUUAUACCACUAUAUUUCCGAUGUUCGCGUAAUCAUAAAGGACCUCAAAACUUGAAUACACAGACUGAAAUAUAAGCUGAUAGCCUUGACUAUGUCCGUGUGCUAUAUCGUGGCCUUUGAGGACUGUCACAAUAACCCUUUUGCAUUACAGAGCUAAUGUUUUAGUCCUAAAUUUUCAGGACCCUUAGUACAGAAGAGAGCUUUAUACAAUUACUGAUGUGAAUUUCUCUAAAAGUGUCUAUUUUUGUGUCCGGUUGUAUUAUUUAAGUGUUCCUUUGUAUAAAUUUGUGUACAAAGUAUUGUAUAGGUUUAAAAUGUUUUCAUCUUGUGGUUAUUGCUUAAUGCUUUUUUACCUUUGGACAUUCACCAUGGUUGACCAAGAGUGGGGGGAAAAAAAUAUGUAAAUACACUGUUAAUAAAGUUGAAUAUUUUAAUGAA
This is a messenger RNA of Aptenodytes forsteri (emperor penguin), 2926 nucleotides long. RefSeq names its product major facilitator superfamily domain containing 14A (gene SLC71A1). NCBI's taxonomy places the organism in Eukaryota, Metazoa, Chordata, Aves, Sphenisciformes, Spheniscidae. The transcript has 12 exons. Gene Ontology annotation, cellular component: membrane. Gene Ontology annotation, molecular function: transmembrane transporter activity. Gene Ontology annotation, biological process: transmembrane transport. The record is from RefSeq and is a predicted model, not a curated record. The coding region runs from base 71 to 1786 and encodes 571 amino acids.